This is a messenger RNA of Solanum dulcamara, 2945 nucleotides long. Its product is annotated as FT-interacting protein 3-like. The coding region runs from base 507 to 2813 and encodes 768 amino acids. NCBI's taxonomy places the organism in Eukaryota, Viridiplantae, Streptophyta, Magnoliopsida, Solanales, Solanaceae. The record is from RefSeq and is a predicted model, not a curated record. The transcript is spliced from 2 exons.
AUGGUACAAGUUUCUUGUGCUUCGAUUAUUGCAUUAUUUACUUGUUGUUGUUUCUAUUUUUUUGUUAAAUGCUAUAUAAUGUUUUCCCUAUCAUUUGCUAUGUUUUCUCUACUUCUGUAUAAUUCUCUUUUCAAACUGCUUUGAUAUGCGUUACUUGAUAAUCUUUCUGAAACAACUUCUCUAUCUUCACGAGGCAGGGAUAAAGUCUGUACACGCUACCUUCCCUAGACUCUGCUACCCUCCCUAAACUCCACCUAUGGGAUUUCACCGUCAUCAGAAAGGUGUUUCGGAGUUCUAUAUCAUCAUAAUAGGUGUGGAUGGGAUUAUCAGAGUAGUUAUUUCGCGCCUGAUGUCCAGAGGAAACCUAUAGAAGGUGAGCCUUGAAGCAAGAGGUGAAACGAAAUGUGGAGCAAAAUUUUUGAUUUUUCUAGUUAGAACGGAUUUGUUCAUAUUCCUAUAGGGAAAAAGAUAAAAAAUUGUCUAUAUUUCUAUAGAAAAAAAGAAAAAUGCAGAAAGGUUCAAUACAUGAAGAGUUUGCUCUAAAGCAAACAGCUCCAAAAAUUGUUGGAUCAGGGUUGAUGAUUGGAGGAGAUAAGGUAACCGUUGCCUAUGACCUCGUUGAGCAAAUGGAAUACCUCUACGUUCGUGUUGUCAAGGCUAAAGAGUUAACAAAGGAUGUCACAGGGAGCUGUGAUCCUUAUGUUGAAGUCAAAGUUGGGAACUACAAAGGCAUCACGAAGCAUUUUGAGAAGAAAACCAACCCCGAAUGGAAUUAUGUGUUUGCGUUCUCUCAGGAUCGGCUUCAAGCUUCUUACAUUGAAGUUUGUGUGAAAGAUAAGGAUGUUGUAUUGGAUGAUACGAUAGGACGAGUCAUGUUUGAUCUCAUUGAUGUACCGAGAAGAGUUCCCCCGGAUAGUUCAUUAGCCCCACAAUGGUAUAGGUUAGAGGAUAAAAGAGGUGAAAAGUUGAAAAAGGGGGAAGUCAUGCUUGCUGUUUGGAAAGGAACUCAAGCAGACGAGGCGUUUUGUGAUGCGUGGCAUUCGGAUGCUGCAGCUGUGGGAAGUGAGGGCAUUUCAAGAAUUAGAGGAAAGGUAUAUCUUUCCCCUAGACUUUGGUAUAUAAGAGUUAAUGUCAUUGAAUGCCAAGAUUUGCUUCCAAAUGAAAAGAAUCGCCAACCCGAGUGCUGUGUGAAGGUUUUAUGUGGAAAUCAGGCCUUGAAAACGAAAAUUUCUCCGAUAAAAAGUUUCAAUCCAAUGUGGAAUGAGGACUUGGUUUUUGUUGUAGCUGAACCAUUUGAAGAGCCUUUAGUUAUAAAUGUUGAGGAUAAAGUUGGAUCAAAGUUCGAGGUUUUGGGAAAAUGUGUGCUUCCUUUAAGCACUGUCCCUAGAAGGCUUGACAACAAACCUGUUCCUUCUAAAUGGCACAAUCUUGAGAAAUACACAAUUGUAGAAGGGGAAAAAAGGGAGACUAAGUUUGCUAGUAAGAUUCAUUUGAGGCUCAGUUUGGAUGGCGGAUAUCACGUGUUGGAUGAAUCGAUACAUUACAGCAGCGAUUUCAAGCCAACGUCGAAGCUUUUAUGGAAAUCCAGCAUUGGACUACUUGAAUUGGGGAUAAUCAGUGCAACAGGACUGUCAGCUAUGAAGUCCAAGGACGGACGAGGGACGACAGAUGCUUAUUGUGUAGCUAAGUAUGGGCCAAAAUGGGUUCGUACAAGGACAAUCCUUGAUAGCUUGUCACCACAAUGGAAUGAGCAGUACACUUGGGAAGUACAUGAUCCUUGUACCAUGAUCACAGUAGGGGUGUUUGAUAACGGGUACCUACAAGGGGGGAAAUGUACGAGCAUAGGAAAGGUGAGGAUUAGGCUCUCGACCCUUGAAACAGAGAAGGUAUACACACAUUCCUACCCUCUUAUUGUCCUGCAUCCAUUGGGCGUUAAAAAGAUGGGAGAAGUUCAACUAGCUGUGAGGUUUUCGUGUACGUCUUAUGUCAAUAUGUUGUCUAAAUACUCUCAACCUUUGUUUCCAAAGAUGCAUUAUGUUCAUCCAUUGUCUAUCAGUCAGCAAGAUUUCCUCAGGUUUCAAACUAUUCAAUUACUGUCAACGAGGCUAGGACGAGCAGAGCCACCAUUGAAAAAAGAGGUUGUGGACUACAUGCUAGAUGUUGGUUCACACAUAUGGAGCGUAAGGAGAGCUAAGGCGAACUUUUUCAGAUUAAUCUAUGUUGUGAGUCCAAUAAUGGCAAUUGGAAAAUGGUUUGAUCAAAUAUGUCAUUGGAAGAAUCCACUCACUACAAUUCUAAUCCACAUACUCUUUGUAAUAUUAGUCCUUUACCCUGAAUUGAUUGUUCCUACAUUCUUUCUUUACCUAUUCUUGAUUGGUAUUUGGCACUAUAGAUUGAAACCAAGACAUCCACCUCACAUGGACAUCCAUAUUUCACAUGCUCAUGCUGUUUUCCCCGAUGAUUUGGAUGAAGAAUUCGAUACAUUCCCAACAUCAAGAGGCUCGGAUAAGGUGAGGAUGAGAUAUGAUCGUUUGAGGAGUGUUGGAGGCAGGAUUCAGACUGUGAUAGGGGACUUGGCGACUCAAGGGGAAAGGUUCCAUUCAUUGUUGAGCUGGAGAGAUCCAAGGGCAUCGGCUUUGUUCGUGACAUUCUGUUUAGUUGCUGCAAUAGUCAUGUAUGUCACACCAUUCCAACUUGUCGCGUUUCUCACUGGAAUCUACCUGUUAAGGCACCCGAGAUUUCGUCAUAAACUUCCUUCAUUGUCUACUAGUUUCUUCAAGAGGCUGCCUGCAAGAGCAGAUUGCAUGUUAUAGACUUAUAUCUAAGUAAAUAUUUGGUUUAACAUGGUAGAAAAUGCAGCAAAAAAUGAACUUGAGAUCACAAAGAUUGUCCUGUUAUCUGUUAUUUCUACCUUAGCAUUUUUUUUUAUUGUUGUAAUUUGACUU